AUGUCCCCACUCAACGCAGCUCAAGAAGUUUUGGCAACCAAGGCUCUUUCAUCGCUCCUCGAAAGAUGCGGUAGCGAUUCUAAGCUGGCAAACGACAAAAAUGUACACAUGGUGAUCAACACUGAGAAACCCAUCGGACUCAAAAACGAUUACGUUCCGCGUAUCAUUCCACUCACUAAGUGUAAAAUGCACAAGGCUGGCGACCUUCGAAUUCUGCUCAUCACAAAGGACCCAUCUACACUUUAUAGGAAAACGCUGGCCGAAGACCCGACCACAGCUGACUUGUUUAAAACAGUGCUUUCGGUCAGAAAUCUUAAGGGAAAAUAUCGCGGUUCCAGGCUCAACAAGCUGUUCAAAGAGUACGAUUUGGUCGUAGCAGACUAUAGGGUGCAUCAUCUGCUGCCCGCGAUUCUCGGAAGCGCUUUUUACCACAGCAACAAAAAACUGCCGUUCAUCCUUCAGAUGGCUCGAAAUGCGAAGGUAAAAGGGCAGAAACUCCAGGAGGAGUGCGACUCGUCGUAUGUACGCGCCCAGAUCAAAAGCAUUGCCAAAAACACUUCUUAUGUCCCGAACGUUGACAACUGUCUGAGCGUGAAAAUCGGUGAAGUUGGCUUACACACACCGCAGCAAAUGCUUCAGAACAUUCAGGAUGCGGUUUCGUUCCUAACCGACAAGUCCAAAAAACCGCAGGGCGGAGUCAUCCGAGGUGAAAUAUCGGGUAUUUUCGUCAAGACCAGCAACAGCAUUAGUUUGCCAAUUUUCAAGCAAGAAAAGAAGGCAAGUGUCAAGGUUGAUGAUGACCUACGAUUGUAA
Lachancea meyersii CBS 8951 is the source of this 813-nucleotide messenger RNA. The record is from the annotation of a GenBank genome assembly. NCBI's taxonomy places the organism in Eukaryota, Fungi, Ascomycota, Saccharomycetes, Saccharomycetales, Saccharomycetaceae.